GUCGACGUAACUGUAAUUCAUCCUCAGUCAGUCCGCCUGUGUGGCACGCAUCUAGAGAGGAGAGGAGAGCGCUUUGGCCAUGGAUCAAAAUCACAAACAAGACGAGCAUGGCGAUCUGUUCGCCGGCUUCAGCACGGCGUACAAAUCGUUCGCCACAGAGGCGAUCCACGUCGGUCAGGAGCCGGAGCAGUGGAAGUCCAUGGCUGUGGUGCCGCCGAUUUCACUGUCUACCACGUUCAAGCAGCUUGGACCAGGAAACCACGCUGGGUUUGAAUACAGCCGGAGUGGAAACCCUACAAGAAACUGUCUUGAGAAGGCCGUGGCUGCUUUGGAUGGCGGAAAGUAUUGUAUUGCUGUUGCCUCGGGGCUGGCAGCCACAGUGACCAUCACUCACAUGCUCAAGGUGGGUGAUGGAAUCGUCUGCAUGGACGACGUGUACGGAGGCACAAACCGCUACUUCCAAAGAAUUGCUGUUGAAUUUGGCCUGGAGGUGUGUUUUGUUGAUUGUACAAAACCAGCAGAGCUGAAGGCCGCUCUGAAGGCCAACACUAAACUGCUGUGGAUCGAGACGCCCACUAACCCCACGAUGAAGGUUGUUGACAUCGAGGCCUGUUCUGAGGUGGCCCAUGAAUACAACAAAGACAUAGUGGUGGUCGUGGACAACACCUUCAUGUCUGCCUACUUCCAGCGUCCCUUGGCUUUAGGAGCUGAUAUCUGCAUGUAUUCAGCAACCAAAUACAUGAACGGUCACAGUGACGUGGUGAUGGGUCUGGCUUCGAUGAACCGGGAUGAUCUGUAUGAGCGACUGAAGUUCCUGCAAAAUGCUCUGGGUUGUGUACCGUCUCCCUUCGACUGCUUCCUGUGUAACCGAGGACUGAAGACGCUACAUCUGCGGAUGGAGCGGCACUUCAAGAACGCCAUGGCUGCUGCCAAGUUUCUAGAGGCGGAUUCCAGGGUGGAGCGGGUUAUCUUCCCAGGCCUGCCCUCUCACCCUCAGCAUGAUGUGAUGAAGAGACAAUGCACCGGAUGUCCGGGGAUGAUCACCUUCUACAUCAAGGGGCAACUCGAGCACGCCAGCGCCUUCCUCAGUAACCUCAAAUUGUUUGCGAUAGCUGAGAGUCUCGGUGGCUAUGAGAGUUUAGCAGAACAUCCGGCGCUUAUGACCCAUGCAUCAGUGCCAGAAAAGGAGAGGGUUGUCCUGGGGAUCAGUGACACACUCAUCCGACUCUCUGUGGGUCUGGAGGAUGAGGUCGACAUCAUCGAAGACCUGGAGCAAGCGCUGUCUGCUGCUCAUCCAAAGAAGAAGUGAAAAUGUCUUCAGGGCACCCCCCGAGGCUGAGGUUGAAAUCAGUCGAAGGCGGGAUGAAGAGCGGAGGUACCUGAAGUCUCGAAUCGUCGCAGAUGAAUCAACGCUUGGGUAUCUCUGUUCAGCGCACAUACAGCAGAGAUUCAACUAUCAGGGAACAACUUGUUCUAGAAAAACAAAUCAUGCUAUCUGGGAUUAAUUAAUACGAUUUUUACAUGAGAAAUGUUUUCAUGCCUAUAUUACUAGAACAUCACUUGUAAUCUUAUUUAUCUUAUGCUGGGUUUGAUUUGUUUUUAUGUUUGUAUUUGUUUUGUUUGGAGGGCGAUGUGUGGACAAGACGGAUGCUUUAUAUUAUACAUUUCUACAGGAAAAAAUACCAAACACUGUAUUCCCGGUAUAAUCUUGCUUUAAAACUUGUACACUUCAGACUGAAUCCUAGUUUUGAUGCACACAACGGUAGCCAAAUGUCACUGCUCUGCAAAACUGCAGCUGUAAGCUGUAUUAAUAAUUUCAUUAUUCUAGCUGCCAUAGUUCCCUCUGUAAAAGAUGUAGACGCAUUAAUGACCUUUCAUUAGUCGGACUAACCAGACUGAUACAUGCGAAGCGAAUGCCGCCACCUUCUGUACAAAAGUCAAAAAUAUUUUCUCUUUACUGUCAGCAUCUGCUCAAAGAUUUUAGAGGCUUUCAGAACCAAUUAAAUAAUUUUAUGAAGAACAAACGAUACCUCCAUUCAAAAAUGAUUGAUAGAAAUGUAUGUAUGUGGUUACAGAAUAUUGAUAUGACUGAUGUUAUGCUUCCAGUGUAUGCUUUGUAAAGGGGAUAUUUGCCAAUAAAUGAGGGAGUGUUUGAAAA
Sebastes umbrosus (honeycomb rockfish) is the source of this 2158-nucleotide messenger RNA. RefSeq names its product cystathionase (cystathionine gamma-lyase) (gene cth). The transcript has 12 exons. NCBI's taxonomy places the organism in Eukaryota, Metazoa, Chordata, Actinopteri, Perciformes, Sebastidae. Gene Ontology annotation, biological process: transsulfuration. Gene Ontology annotation, cellular component: cytoplasm. The record is from RefSeq and is a predicted model, not a curated record. The coding region runs from base 80 to 1309 and encodes 409 amino acids. Gene Ontology annotation, molecular function: pyridoxal phosphate binding; cystathionine gamma-lyase activity.